Molecule: messenger RNA, 2046 nt
Organism: Nylanderia fulva
Lineage: Eukaryota; Metazoa; Arthropoda; Insecta; Hymenoptera; Formicidae
Product: coiled-coil domain-containing protein 63
Source: RefSeq, a predicted model, not a curated record
UUAUGCCGUACAGCUGCCUCGAAUGCGUGGGGUGGCAGAUGUCUUUCUCAAAUGUCAGCGCCCAAUGUCAUUGGGAAGAUUGUGAAUGGAGGCCAAGUCGGCUCUGCAUGGACCUUCAUGAUCGACGAGGCCAAUCGCGAGGAAGAUACCGAUGUCUAAAUCCUUCUUAAACUAUCUCCUAUGAAUCUGUUGUAAGAAAAAAUUAUUUCUCGUUGUGGAAUAAGCUCGUCGAAGAGAAAAAGACUCUAAAAAAUGGCGUACAGACAACAACCAGCGGCUCAGGACGAACUGGAGCUGGAGACGAUGGCGGAGGCCGAGCUCUCGAGGUUAAAGAGGCAGUAUAGAAUAAUGGAGAACGAUCGGGCAGCAUGCGCUGAAGACGCGAGAUUACAACUUCACAAUCAGCAGAACAUGAUCGAGCGCCUGGAGUAUGAGAAGGCCGAACUCGUUCUGGCGAUCAAAACCGCAAGAUCGAAAGCGUUUACUCGUAAAGAUGAGAAGAUGGAUGAGAAGUUGAAGUGUUUGCUAGCUAAACGAGCCAAAUAUAUUGAACUGAUAGAGACUGAGAAGCAACAGAUAAACGAACUCGACGAGCAAAUUGACAAGCUUUCGAAAGAAGUUACAAGUCUGAAGAUGAAAGUGCACAGCGAUACUCAAUCGAAAGAAAUAGCGGCGCGACACAGUAAGGCGAUAUUCAUGCUGGAGAACCGCGUCGAAGUGGCGACGAAGAGGUUCAACCUGGUGAUCGCGGAGAACGCGAGACUGCGCGCCGAAAUCGAAACCUUUCUGAAAGAACGCACGCAAUUCACGCAGAUGUGGAACAAGCUGAUCGGCCAAUUGAACGUCGGCAAACAGAUCAUCAACGAUUUGAUUGAACAGGCGACCAUUACGUUCAAUCAGCGAGACGAGGAGCUCAACAAGAUCCAAGCGCUUCGCGAGAGGGGUAUAAGGGACCUAAAGAAUCACACGUCGGAAAUGUGCGAGCUGAAGAGAACCUUGGACAAUGAGAUGAAGCUGCAGGAGUUUCUCGGUGUAAAGGGACAGUUUCGCGAGAUGGUCGAUCUGAACGCGAAGAAGGAAGCUGAGAGACAGGCUAAGCGAGAGGAGAAGCAAAAUAAGAUAGCGGCUUUCACACAAAUUUUGCAGACAAUCAAGCAAUUUACCGGUGAGCAAGAAAUUGACAAACUUACGGCGCACUUCAUCAAGCAAGAAGAGGAGAAUUUCGCACUCUUUAGUUAUGUGAAUGAACUGAAUGAUGAACUGGAAAGUCUUCAGGCGAGGAUGGAGCAGUUGACAGCAGCCAUUGAUGAGGCACGUGCCCAGAAUGUGCAUCGCGACCAGCAGCAAACUGAAACUUUGGAGAAGAUUACCGUAGAAUUGGAGAAACAGACAGCACUGGCGGAUGCUGCUGAAGAAGACCUCAUACAGUGUAAUGAUGUGAUGGAUAAGUUACUACGGGGGAUUGAUGGCCUCUUCAAGGCGAUACGAUGCGACAAUUCGCCGAUUUUAGAAUUAUUGGGUGACAAUACUCAUGUAACUAUGAGCAACGUCAUGCUCUACUUAGGCAUUAUCGAGAAACAGAUCACCGAAAUGUUCCACAAGGUUUACUGGAUGGACAAGACCAGCAAAGUGCCGCAUUUGCGGAUAGACGAGGAAAGGCGACCCAGACUGAAAGUACCUACUGUUAAUCGCAUCGUACCUACUCAACCUUGCGUCCUGUAAGUCCUUUUACUUCCCUCCUUACUCUUCCCUUCAUUCUUGAUUUGAGGACCAUUGAGUAUUCUCGGAGAACCGCAUUUAGUCCUAAACGUGGCAAGAUCCAUGAUUUCCGUCUUAUACUUAAAAUAUCAGAGGAAAAAAGUCAGAUAAUGGUUUUAUUAGUCAAACACGUUUAAGGCUAAAUGUGCGUAUCAAGGAUACAUAAGUCGAUUUCCUCUGAUAAUUUUAACGCAACCCUCGGAUACAGCUGCAUAGAGCAAGAACAGAUGCAGUUCGUCUCAGAGGGCCUUGAGAUACCGCUGACACGUGCCGAAGCCAUGCAGAAAC